AUGGCCGACUUUCUCUCUCGUGGUUCCUCAUCAACUCCCGCAGACAUGACUGCCAAAAAGGAAGCCGUUAUGAACCAAGUCCGCAACGAGCUGGCACUCGCGAACGCCCAAGAACUCAUGAACAAAGCUGGAGAGCGUUGCUUUGCGAAAUGCGUGACGAAGCCAGGGGAUUCUCUCUCGAGUUCAGAACAGACAUGUCUUUCGAGGUGUCUUGACCGUUACAUGGAAGUCUUUACCAUCGUGAGUAGGACUUACACUGCUAGACUCACCAGGGAGAGAGAGGGACAACAGAACGGGGGAUUCUCGAAUGUAUCAUAA
Molecule: messenger RNA, 318 nt
Organism: Cyclocybe aegerita
Lineage: Eukaryota; Fungi; Basidiomycota; Agaricomycetes; Agaricales; Hemipholiotaceae
Source: the annotation of a GenBank genome assembly